AUGUUGAAUAUUGGAAUACAUUUCAUUGAUGAAGUUAGAAGAGUGAAUUGUAAUGUAUUACCAGUAAUGUAUUCUGACAUUUUUUAUAAUAAAAUUAAAAAGGAAGAUUCAAUAGUUAUUAAAAGAGGUAUUAUUGGGAUGAAAGAAAAAGACAAGUAUAUUUUAAUGACGUUAGCAGUAUACACUAAGUUUCAAGGAAAAGGAUAUGGGAGUAAACUUGUUGAGUGUUUUAUUCAAAAGGUUAAAGAAAAAGGUAUAAGAAAGAUUGAAGUUCAGGUUCAGAUUGAUAAUAAAAAUGCAAUUGAGUUUUAUACUAAAUUUGGAUUCAGAAAGAUAAAAAUUAUUCCAAGAGCUUAUCCUCGAUUACCCCAUCCAAACGGAUAUCUUUAUGAAUUAAUAAUAAAUACAAAGUAA
Entamoeba dispar SAW760 is the source of this 414-nucleotide messenger RNA. Its product is annotated as N-acetyltransferase separation anxiety, putative. NCBI's taxonomy places the organism in Eukaryota, Evosea, Mastigamoebida, Endamoebidae. Gene Ontology annotation, cellular component: NatA complex. Gene Ontology annotation, biological process: mitotic sister chromatid cohesion. Gene Ontology annotation, molecular function: acyltransferase activity, transferring groups other than amino-acyl groups. The record is from RefSeq and is a predicted model, not a curated record. The coding region runs from base 1 to 414 and encodes 137 amino acids. The transcript is spliced from 2 exons.